AGACAUUUCUCAGAGUUUGUAUACACCCUCGUUUGUAGAUAUCCUGUGUGUUCUCUGAAACUUUAUUGCUGCUCAGCUUUGUGUGUGUGUGUGUGUGUGUGUGUGUGCAUGCACACACGUGCGUAUGUGUAAAGAAGGAGAUUAGGACAUUUAGAGAAGGAGGGCGGGGAGGAGAGAUCCUGAGAAUAGAAAGGAGGAAAGAAAAAAAGAGGGAAUGGAAAGAGACAGAGAAAGGAAAUGGGAGUGGAAGGAGGGAGGACUGCUUUGUAGCUGCUAAGAUUGCAGACAGAAAUAGCACACAACCACCGUGAGCUGUAUGCGAUUCAGAAACCAAGACCAAAUUUUGUUCACUUUCAUUAAUCAGUUGCUCAGAGAGAAGGAAAUGACAUCUGGUCCUGUCUUCUUCUACAUCUUAAUUAUUGGAAAAUAUUUUUCUCAUGGGGGUGGACAGGAUGUCAAGUGCUCCCUUGGCUACUUCCCCUGUGGGAACAUCACAAAGUGCUUGCCUCAGCUCCUGCACUGUAACGGUGUGGACGACUGUGGGAAUCAGGCCGAUGAGGACAACUGUGGUGAGUGAAGCCCCUACAGUCACGGAGACAACAAUGGAUGGUCUUUGCAAUUUGACAAAUAUUUUGCCAGUUACUCCAAAAUGACUUCCCCAUAUCCCUUUGAGGCAGAAACACCUGAAUGUUUGGUCAGUUCUGUGCCAGUGCAAUGUCUUUGCCAAGGUCUGGAGCUUGACUGUGAUGAAACCAAUUUACGAGCUGUUCCAUCAGUUUCUUCAAAUGUGACUGCAAUGUCACUUCAGUGGAACUUAAUAAGAAAGCUUCCUCCUGAUUGCUUCAAGAAUUAUCAUGAUCUUCAGAAGCUGUACUUGCAAAACAAUAAGAUUACAUCCAUCUCCAUCUAUGCUUUCAGAGGACUGAAUAGCCUUACUAAACUGUAUCUUAGUCAUAACAGAAUAACUUUCCUGAAGCCGGGUGUUUUUGAAGAUCUUCACAGACUAGAAUGGCUGAUAAUUGAAGAUAAUCACCUCAGUCGAAUUUCCCCACCAACGUUUUAUGGACUAAAUUCUCUUAUUCUCUUAGUCCUGAUGAAUAAUGUCCUCACCCGUUUACCUGACAAACCUCUCUGUCAACACAUGCCGAGACUACAUUGGCUGGACCUUGAAGGCAACCAUAUCCAUAAUUUAAGAAAUUUGACUUUUAUUUCCUGCAGUAAUUUAACUGUUUUAGUGAUGAGGAAAAACAAAAUUAAUUACUUAAAUGAAAAUACUUUUGCACCUCUCCAGAAACUGGAUGAAUUGGAUUUAGGAAGUAAUAAGAUUGAAAAUCUUCCACCGCUUAUAUUCAAGGACCUGAAGGAGCUGUCACAAUUGAAUCUUUCCUAUAAUCCAAUCCAGAAGAUUCAAGCAAACCAAUUUGAUUAUCUUGUCAAACUCAAGUCUCUCAGCCUAGAAGGGAUUGAAAUUUCAAAUAUCCAACAAAGGAUGUUUAGACCACUUAUGAAUCUCUCUCACAUAUAUUUUAAGAAAUUCCAGUACUGUGGGUAUGCACCACAUGUUCGCAGCUGUAAACCAAACACUGAUGGAAUUUCAUCUCUAGAGAAUCUCUUGGCAAGCAUUAUUCAGAGAGUAUUUGUCUGGGUUGUAUCUGCAGUUACCUGCUUUGGAAACAUUUUUGUCAUUUGCAUGCGACCUUAUAUCAGGUCUGAGAACAAGCUGUAUGCCAUGUCAAUCAUUUCUCUCUGCUGUGCCGACUGCUUAAUGGGAAUAUAUUUAUUCGUGAUCGGAGGCUUUGACCUAAAAUUUCGUGGAGAAUACAAUAAGCAUGCGCAGCUGUGGAUGGAGAGUACUCACUGUCAGCUUGUAGGAUCUUUGGCCAUUCUGUCCACAGAAGUAUCAGUUUUACUGUUAACAUUUCUGACACUGGAAAAAUACAUCUGCAUUGUCUAUCCUUUUAGAUGUGUGAGACCUGGAAAAUGCAGAACAAUUACAGUUCUGAUUCUCAUUUGGAUUACUGGGUUUAUAGUGGCUUUCAUUCCAUUGAGCAAUAAGGAAUUUUUCAAAAACUACUAUGGCACCAAUGGAGUAUGCUUCCCUCUUCAUUCAGAAGAUACAGAAAGUAUUGGAGCCCAGAUUUAUUCAGUGGCAAUUUUCCUUGGUAUUAAUUUGGCCGCAUUUAUCAUCAUAGUUUUUUCCUAUGGAAGCAUGUUUUAUAGUGUUCAUCAAAGUGCCAUAACAGCAACUGAAAUACAGAAUCGAGUUAAAAAAGAGAUGAUCCUUGCCAAACGUUUUUUCUUUAUAGUAUUUACUGAUGCAUUAUGCUGGAUACCCAUUUUUGUAGUGAAAUUUCUUUCACUGCUUCAGGUAGAAAUACCAGGUACCAUAACCUCUUGGGUAGUGAUUUUUAUUCUGCCCAUCAACAGUGCUUUGAACCCAAUUCUCUAUACUCUGACCACAAGACCAUUCAAAGAAAUGAUUCAUCAGUUUUGGUAUAACUACAGACAAAGAAGAUCUAUGGACAGCAAAGGUCAGAAAACAUAUGCUCCAUCGUUCAUCUGGGUGGAAAUGUGGCCACUGCAGGAGAUGCCACCUGAGUUAAUGAAGCCGGACCUUUUCACAUACCCCUGUGAAAUGUCACUGAUUUCUCAAUCAACAAGACUUAAUUCCUAUUCAUGACUGACUCUGAAACUCAUUUCUUCACAGAGAAUACUGUGGGGGUGCUUCAUGAGGGAUUUACUGGUAUGAAAUGAAUACCACAAAAUUAAUUUAUAAUAAUGGCUAAGAUAAAUAGUUUACAAGGACAUGAGGAAAAAUAAAAAGGACUAAUGCUCUUACAAAGGGAAGUAAUUAUAUCAAUUACAUAUAUAUAUAUAUGUAGACAUUUUAUGUAAGAAAUUAAGAGAAAUCUACUUCAGUAACAUUCAUUCAUUUUUCUAACAUGCAUUUAUUGAGUACCCACUACUAUGUGCAUAGCAUUGCAAUAAAUUCCUAGAAGUAGACAGUGCAGAACCUUUCAAUCUGUAGAUUGUGUUUAAUUACAAAAGACUAUACAAAGUCCAUCUGCAGUUCCUGAAGUAGAGCUUUGCCUGUCAUGUGCAUCAGCAAGAAUCAUAGGCACUUUUAAAUAAAGGUUUAAAGUUUUGGAAUACUCAUUGUAAUUGCAUCAUAUAAAAUGUCUGACUGUUUGCAAAAUAAUAUUCUGUUUUAAGAAUCCAUCUUACCUCUCUUUAAGUCUCUAUACAUUUGAAAGCCAACACAACAUAUUUAUUACUAUGAAAAAAAGAUGCUUUGCUAGAAACACAAAAACAGCACUUCUUUUGGCACUUCCUGGCCAAUUUUCUCUUUGCUUUAAAUGAACAUCAUCAAAUGAGAUUGAAAUAGGAGAGUAUGAGUACUGCAGAGAAGUGGAUCAGAAAAGCUAGGAUGAGGAUAAACAUUUAGAUCAGUGGAAACUCCUGAAAUAAAUCCUCGUAUGGUCAGUUAACUGAUUUUCAACAAGGAUGCCAAGACAAACAUAAAAAGGCUUUGCAACAAACUGCGCUGUUUUAAGAACAGACUUAAGUGGUUUAAUUCACCCACUUUAGAUGGGUGAAUGUUAUGGUAUGUGAAAUAUCUCAAUAAAGCAGUUAAAAGGAAAAAGAGCUAGAAUGCACUGAUUCAGGAACUUAAUUUGAGGAAGGGAAGUCUAUGUACAUAGGUACAUGUUUCACUUUAAGCAGAAAAUCGUUCUUCAAGAAAUGACUUUACCUUCUCUUUAAACUGCCAGCACGUAAGAUACUAACUUUUUAACUAGUUGUUCUUCUCUAGUCUCUAAGUUAUUAGAAUUUUUUGCUUUCAUAAUUUAAAACCUUUAAGUAGGAGAAGAAAAUGUUUUCAGAUAGUUUCAAAUACACCAAAAACAUCUGAAACACAAAAAUACUGGAAUCAAACCAUAAUGCACUUAUCAAAUAUAUAGUUGUAUAGAUUUAUUUUGAAAAUAAAUUAUCUGAAAUUUAA
Messenger RNA from Macaca mulatta (Rhesus monkey), 4000 nucleotides. The record is from RefSeq and is a predicted model, not a curated record. Lineage: Eukaryota; Metazoa; Chordata; Mammalia; Primates; Cercopithecidae.